Molecule: messenger RNA, 6528 nt
Organism: Colossoma macropomum (tambaqui)
Lineage: Eukaryota; Metazoa; Chordata; Actinopteri; Characiformes; Serrasalmidae
Gene: crocc2
Product: ciliary rootlet coiled-coil, rootletin family member 2
Exons: 37
Coding region: 145-6084 (1979 amino acids)
Source: RefSeq, a predicted model, not a curated record
AGUUCUGCUUAGCAACACUCAGCUAUACCCCUCAAGACACAACGACAUUCAUGCGUUAAAAAGACGAAACGCUGCACUGCAUCGGCUUAGUUGCAAAACUAGUCUUGUGCAUUGGCUGCUGCUUGGAUUAACCUCGGUUUCCACAUGAAUUCUCGGGGGGAUCGAGGUGAGCACUCUCCCCGACUGGAGGCUGUGAUUCAGAAACUAGAGGAAUCCCUGCUGAACCCAGACAGCAGUGCUGAAGAAAAGACCCUCACUGUCCGUGGAGACGAUGUGGAUUCCACAGCCACACCAGUUCCUGCCCGCAUCCGGCAGAUCAUCACCCGAAACCUGGCUGAAGGGCCUGCAGUGUCCGUUGCUGCUGUGACUGCUGGUGACGAGCAGAGUGUGCAGGAAGAGCAGCAGUGCCUGAAGGCUCUGCUUUCACAGACUCGUCUGGACAGAGACCAACUGGUCAACAAACAGACCGCUCUGACCAGCAGGCUAGAACAGAUGCUGGCAGGACAGUCUGGAGACUCAGAUCAGGAGAGUGUGUAUGGCGGUGAGCAGCAGAGGCUGCGGGAUGAGAACCGGGCGUACAGGCUCAAGCUGCAGGCCUUCCAGGACAGCCAGCAUAGACAGGCCCAGCUGGUACACAAACUACAGGCCAAGGUUCUUCAAUAUAAGAAGAGAUGUGGAGAGCUGGAGCAGCAGGUACUGGAGAAGACUUCAGAGUUGGAGAAACUGCGUCUGUCACUGCAAUCUCACCUGGACUCCUCUGCACAUCGGCUCCAGCUUUCAGAGCAGGAGCACAGCCUGGAUACCCAGAGCAAACUUGCCCAACUGGAAGAGGAGAGGAGGAGGUGCUCCGGCCUGAGCAAGGUCAACGCGCUGCUCCGAGAACAACUGGAGCAGGCCAACGAAGCCAACCAGGCUCUUGCAGAGAGCCUCCACAAGGCCCAGGAGGAGGCAGAGCAGAGAGACACGCGACUGAGGAGGGAACAGGAGAUGAAUGCCUCUAGGCUUGGCCAUGAGCAGGCUCGUGUCAGAGCCCUUUGGCGCCAGGCCGCUUCACUGCGCAGCACCUUUACCCAGCUCAGGGCCUUUGCUGACAGGAGUCUGGCUGACAUGCGUGGAGAGUGUGUGGCUGCUAGCCGACGACUGCAUACAGCCUGCAUGAAUCUGCAGACUGGCACGAGUGAGCACAGUGCCCCUGCUGGCCUGGAGGUCUCAGCGCUGGAGAGGCAGCUGAGAGACAAACUGAGGGAAGCCAUGCAGCUUCAGGGCCGCUUCGAUGCAGAGAAAGUGGAGCUCAACUCCAGAAUCCUGGAACUGACAGACAUGGUGAAACAUCUAAGAGCUCAGAACAGUGAGAAAGAGAGCACUCUGGCAGCCUUGCAGAACUGUCUGGACAGGAUGGAAGUGAGUCAGGCUGAAGACAGAGCUGAGAAGGAUACCUUAUGUAGUGAGAUUAGCAGCCUGCAGCAGAUUCUUCACAGCAUCUGCCAGGCUGUCCAUGAAGAUGGGGGCAGUAGCAGCUCAGACAGCCCAGCUGAAGAGCUGCCCUCUCCAGUUCUUCCUGCCUCCUCUCUCAGUCUUUCAUCUCCUCAGCGUGAUAGCAUUCUGCUAGUUGUACGAAGGGCUCUGUCCCAGCGACAGGCACAAAUUCAGGGGUUACAAGUGCGCCUGGAGGCCACGCUGGAGCAGGCUACCACACUGCGGGAUCAGCUGCAGGAAGAAGAGGCCGAACGCAAGCAGCUGGAACAGAGGAUACAGCAACUGCAGCAGAAGCACCAUUGUGCCGAGAAGGCCGAGGAGGAGAGCAGCAGAGAUGCCCAGAGAUACCGUACCUCGCUGGGCAUCAUCACCAGUGAGAAAGAUGAGCUGAAAAAACAGCUUUCUGCCCUGCAACACCAGCUGGACCAUGAGCAUGCAGAGUUGGAGCGUCUGCGCAGCUCCUCUCUGGACAUCCAGAGGCAGAGGGACCUCCUCCGGCAGCAGAGGGAGGACUUAGAGCGGCAGCUGGCUCGGGAGCGCUCCGAGGCCGAGAAGGGACACAGGACUAUUGAACAACUGGAGGCCAAACACUCAGAUGUGCGUAAAGAGCUGGUUACAGUAAAGGAGGCCCUGAGUCAGCUCACACUACAGAAAGACGUUCUAGAGGAUGAGAACAGCAGCCUUGCAAAGGCUCUCUCUAAGGCAGAGGCCCAGAAUUCAGAGCAGGAGUUGGCGCUCACCAAACUACAGAGCGAGGAGGCAGGACUCAGAGACUCCUUCGCCAAAAUGGCCGCCCUGAGUGAAGGACUGGCUAAAGACAAGGUGGAGCUGAAUCGUUUGCUGCUACAGGUGGAGGCGGAGAAGGUGGAGCUUAGCGAGCGAAAACGAGAGACGGAGCUUGAGCGGGUGGCUGCCAGGGAGGAGCUUGCCCACAUGCAGCAGGAGCUGAUGGAUGUUAGUGCUGAAAAGCGAGCUCUGGAGGCCUCACAUGUGCUCCUCCAGGAGGCCCGCGCGAGCCUGGACACAGAGCUGACCAUGGUGCAGAGGGAGAAGAGCUCAGCUCUGGAGCAGCUGGCCCAGGUGAGUAAGCAGAAGCAGGGAGCGCUGGAGCAGCUGAGUGUUUGUCAGAGAGAAGCCGAGCUCCAGGCUGCCUCGCUGCAGCGGACAGGCAGAGAGAGAGAGGAGCUGGCCAAGGACAAGGCCAGUCUCGCUGUCCAGCUCACCACAGAACAGCGAAAAGCCAAAGCGCUGGCCCAGGAGCUGGCCGCUCUUCGUGCGGAGUGGGAGUCCCUGGAGUCUGCUGUAUUCGAUGGGCAGGAGCAGAUCUCGUCGCUGGAGGCAGAUCGUGCCCGGCUGGAGGGAGAGAGAGGCAGCCUUCAGCAGGCUAAUGAGGCUCUGACACGUGAGGUGUCUCGUGUCCAGAGUGAGCUGGUGCAACAGGUGUCCCUGGCUCUUCAGGAGAGACAGGCUCUAGAGCUGAAGCUAGCCCAGGCUGAGAGAAAUGCCCAGCGAUCGCUCACUGCUGCUCAGCAGAGCCAUCAGGAGCAGUUGGAAGCUGAGCGCAAAGACAAGGAGUGUGUGAGGCUGGCGCUGACUGCGCAGCGGGAGCAGGCUGAAGAGCAGCUGCGUGCGGAUUGUGAGGAGCUGCGGGUGCGCAGCCGCACUGAGCUUCAGCAGCUGCAGGAUGAGCUGGCCAAAGUGCAGCAGGACGGCAAAGACAGCCUGCUGCAGGCUGAGGGCCACAAACAGCAGGCACUUUCAGAGAAGGAGGCAGAAAAGACAGCUCUGAACGAACGCAUUCUCACAUUGCAAAGAGAAAUGGAGAUGAGUGCCCUGGAGACAGAGCGCAUGCGCAGAGACUUCAUGAGCAAACAGGAACAGGACAAGGAUACAGUGGCUAGCCUGCAGACAGAGCUACAGCAGCUGCGCUCGUGCUUUGAGGAGUCUCUGAGCUCCAGGGAGAUUUCAGAGAAGAGACUAAACGAGCAGAUCAGAGAGCUCUCUCUGCAAAGGCACGGAACGCAGCAGGAGGUGGAGUGUUUGCGGAGGGCUCUGGCUGAGGUGGAGGAGAGUAGAGAUGCUGUGAGGAGAGAGCUGAUCGAAGCUCAUCGUGAGCUGCGAGACUGUGUUCAGGAGAAGGAGGCCCAGCGGAGGGAGAGCCUGGAGCUGAGGAGAGCACUUGGGGACGAGAGCAGGGAAAGAGAGGCCAUCCACACCUCCAACCAAGAGCUCAGAGCUGCUGUGAAGAGAGCUGAGAGCGACAAUAACAGUCUGAAGCGAUCUCUGGAGGACAGGGAGCAGAGGCUGGUAGUGUUAGAGGAGUGCAAGUCCUCCCUUCAGCAGGAGACACAGAAAUUGAGAAACAGCAUACGUGAGCUGGAGAAAUCUCACCUGCAGGCACGCAGAGAACUGCAGGAACUGCGUAGAAAGAUAAAGACUCUGGAAGGCCAGUGUGCCCAGCGUGAGCAGGAGCUGAGUGAGCUUCAGACUCGUCUGGCUCAGGAGGAGCAGAGAGAGGAGGAGGGGAGGAAAGAAACCUUUAACCUCAAACAGAGAGUGUUGGAGAGUGAUGCCGGCAGAGAGGCUGCACUGAAGGAGGUGGCCGGUCUGCAGCGGCGUGUGGCUGAGCUAGAGGAGGCCCAACGCUUGGAGAAGGAGUCCCAGCAGCAGCGAGAUGCCAGUCUGCAGGAGAGCCAGCGGCGGCAGCGCGAGGAGACUUCCCAGCUGGAGGUGGCCCUGCAAGAGGUGCAGGCUGAGCUGAGGGAGCAGAGUGUGGAGCUGAAGCUGGCAGAGGGCCGAGGGCAGAGCCUAGAGGAGCAGCUGGCUCAGGCUGAUGCCUCCCGCACUGACCUGGAGCACAGGCUGAGUGGCCUGACCUCUGCCCUUAGGCGCACGCUGGGAAUCGGGUAUAGAGCAAGGUCAUCCACACCCGGGCCAAGAGCCAGAAGGCCGUCACCAUGGAGAAAUCGCUCCCUUGAGAAAGGAGGUGAGUGUGUAUCUGGUGGGCCGAUAGAAGGGGUGCAGGCCCGCUGUGUGUCCCCAACUCAUGGAGAAGAGGGACAGAUAGAUGUGGACUCAGUGCAGGCGGCACUUCGCAGCUUUCAGCAGGAUCUUAAAGAUGCACAAAGAGAGCGAGAUGAGGCCCAAACACAGGUGCUGAGUCUGAGAAGGCAGCUCACAGAGCAACAGGCUGGUCAAGAAAAGAGCAAUGCACAGGCACAGCAGCUAAAACACUCUCUCAAAGAUCUGGAGCAGGGGAAGCGUGAUUUGGCAGAGCAAUUAGAGGGGGCUCAGGCUUCCCUCUCUUUGCAGGAGGAAGCGCUUCAGCGUGGAGACAGAGAGAAGAGAAAGAUGGAAGAGGAGCUGUCCAGGCUGAAGAACAGCCUGCAGGCAGCCGAGGCUAAUGCCAGAACGCUACAAGAGAGCCUCCAGCGUGUGGAGGAGUCAGAGGCUGGUCUCGGUGUGGAGUGCAGGAGGCUGAAGGAGUGCUGGGAGACAGCAGAGGCUCGAGCCUCCAGGCUGGAGCUGAGCCAGUGUACUCUGGAGGGAGAGCUGCAGCGCUCCCAAAUCCGGACAGCCGAACUAGAGGGGGAGCUGACGUCUCUGCAGGAGAGAGUGACCAGCCUGCGGAGGGAGCUGGGGGAGAGUGAAGAGUGCACUGCACUGCUGAAGGUGGAAAGUGAACGGUCAGCGACAGCUCUGGCCCGUGCAGAUCUACAGGAAGCUCAGCUGCGUGAGAAACUGCAGAGCAUGGCAACAGCACUAAGGGACAGCAAGAGCAGUGCAGGAGUGGCACAAGAGCAGGCCACCCAGCUUCAGAACACACUCACUGCAAGUGAGCAGGAGCGCAAGACACUACAGGAGCAUCUGGAGAAGGCACGGGAAGCUCUCUCAGACAGUAAGAAGCAGAACCUACUUCUGAGUGACAGACUGCAGAGCCUGCAGAGGAGUCAUGAGGAAUCAGAGCUCAGAGUGUCCGAACUGGACAAACACACACGCAGCCUGCAGGAGGCUCUGCGGCAGAGUGAGCACGCUGCUGAGGAAGCUCGGGACAGCUGCACUUUGCUGCAUAAGGACAGAGCAGAGCUACAGAAGCAUGUGACCACUCUGCAGAACUCACUUCACAGCCUGCAGGACGACAGGACACAGUUGGACAAGAUACUGGCCCGUCUCGGAAAAGAUAAGGCGGCGCUCAAACGUACACUGCAGAAGGUGGAGCAGGAGCGUCGGAGGCAGGAGGAGGAGGCUGUGUGUGCUGGUCGUCAGAAGGAGCAGCUGGAACAGACAGUGUGCAGUCUGGAGCAGGAACUGAGUGAGACGCACUCAGAAACACACACCCUAAAGUCCCAGCUCGCCCACCUAGAGCAGGCUCACUCACAGCGCCUCCUGGAGGUGACUGCCCGCCACAGGCAGGAGCUGGAGCUGGAAACUGAGCGGCUGCGGGGGUCCCAGCAGCAGGCUGAGAGAGCGCUGGAGGCACGGGAGAAAGCCCAUCGACAGAGGGUCCGUUGCUUGGAGGAACAGGUGUGUACACUGAAAGAGCAGCUGGAGCAGGAGAUGCGGCGGAGGCAGACGUACAUGAACCAGAUGCUGAAGCCUGGGCUCUGAGCAUCCCUGCGAUCUGGCCAGCUGUGGCUGACCCCAAGUCCUGGGACAGGGGGAACAGAGCAAAGCCCCUGAGUGUCAGCACACACUCCCACUGCUGUUCACCCCUGGAGCCAGGCCAGCACAGCUCACAGUGGCCAUUCAGAUGGACUUCUGCACAAUAAGCAGUUUUUAACAUACAUACACACACACACACACACAUACACACUCACACACACACACACACACACACACACACAGAGGUUUGUUUUUAUAUCUUAUCAGGACAUGAUGUCAUACAUGUGCCUUAUAUGUGUAGUAUAUAUUUAACUACCUACAUAUAAUUAGAAUUUUCUAAUUCCAACCCUUAAUGGAAACCCAACCUUAACUUCGGUAACCAAAAAGAAAUUAUUUUGCCCUUUCAGUUUUAAAAUAUGCAAUAUGUACAGUGCUGUGCAAAAGACAGAG